Messenger RNA from Bathycoccus prasinos, 1791 nucleotides. RefSeq lists its product with no specific name. The transcript has a single exon. The coding region runs from base 1 to 1791 and encodes 596 amino acids. The record is from RefSeq and is a predicted model, not a curated record. Gene Ontology annotation, molecular function: protein binding. Gene Ontology annotation, cellular component: mRNA cleavage and polyadenylation specificity factor complex. Lineage: Eukaryota; Viridiplantae; Chlorophyta; Mamiellophyceae; Mamiellales; Bathycoccaceae.
AUGUCUCACAAAUUGGCGCUCGAAUUGCGUUGGAUUCCGUCCGCGAAGAACACCACUAAAACAAUGUCCUCCGCGCGUGACCCUCCAUUCAACCCUCCUCCAUUCAACCCACGCCUAAACGACGCGCGUCACCCUCUUCCUCCACCUCUUUCCGGGGACUCCGACCGCCCCGUUUUCGUCCGUAAAGCCGUCCAGCGCCGAGCGAUCGAUUACACCGCGAACAACUUGAUUCACUCCGCGGAACGCGCGUACACGAGCUCGUUAACGCGAAACCCGAUCCAAGACUCUGUUCUCGUCAAACCGACGAGUGGGAGCAUGCUCGAUUUCCCACCGAGCUGGAAGUUACGACACGUGCCGGCGUCGAGCUUUGCGCUGAAGUUUGUUCACGUCAGUGCGAAUAAGAUCAAAACGCCGAUAAAUAAAGGUAAGUGGUUGUUGGAUUUGACGUGUGACGACGACGACGCGAUUAAGGCAUUUUUACUCUCUCGCGAGUACGAUUGUAUGAGUAUUCGUCGUUCUGUUGUUGUAUUUUGCUUCUCCUUUGAAAAACACGCGCUGACUUUAGACGACUUUCUUUCUUUCGUAAACGAAACGACGCAAACAGUUAUAUUCAUGCCGGAUGGGCGAAGAGUGCUCACGUGUUCACAGAACGGUGAAUUUACGCUCUGGAACGCGGCGAGUUUCAACUUUGAGACUAUUUUACAGGCGCACAAUAACCCAGUGAGAACGGCGACGGUAUCGCACAGCGAAAACUGGCUCAUUUCCGCGGACGAUUCCGGGCAAAUCAAGUAUUGGCAGAUGAAUUUUAACAAUUUGAAACAAACGCAAGCGCACGGGGAACCGAUUCGAGGGGUGAGUUUUAGCCCGACGGAUUUGAAAUUCGCCACGUGCGCGGACGACGCGACGAUUAAGAUAUUCGAUUUUGCGAGAGCUAAAGCGGAGACGACGUUAAACGGCCACGGCGGGGACGUGAGGUGCGUGCAAUGGCACGACACCAAGAGCGUGGUGGCGAGCGGCGGGGGGAGAGAUUGCGUCGUCAAACUCUGGGAUCCGCGAGUAGGCGCGCAGCGACAGUGCUUAUCCACGCUACACAUGCACAAAGGUUCGGUGAACUGUUUGAAAUGGAACCAAAACGGCCACCACUUAGUCACUGGGUCGAAAGACGCCAGCUUAAAAGUCACCGAUAUUCGCACGCUCAAAACGAUUUCCUCGCACGUCGGUCCGUACAGCAAAGACAUCGCGUCCGUCACGUGGCAUCCACACGACGAACGCGUUUUCACCUCCGGCGCAGGGGACGGUUCCAUAGCCUACUGGAUCGUCGGCGGUGGUUCCGACCCACAGGCGGAAGUCCGCGGCGCCCACGAAAGCCAAACCAACGACAUCGCCUGGCAUCCCGCCGGUCACUUGCUCGUCUCCGGAAGCAACGACAACGCCAUCAAGUUUUGGUGCCGAAACAGACCAGGUGAGGUUGCUCGAGACACAACAUCUCGAGUUACGAAAGCUGAAUACGCGCAAGAAGCGAUCGUCGCCGCGCACCAACAAGCCGUCGCGGCGACGCAAGGCGGCGGGAUCGGGAGCACGCGAGGCGUCCUGGGCGAGACGACGACAGCCGGUAUCGCGAGAGCCUCCGCCGUCCCAGGUUUGAGUCGCCCUCCGCCGCCGAGACCGCCUUCAGGUGGGCCACCCACCGGACAACCACCACCACCUCAAGCGCCUUCAGGCGCGCCUCCACCUCCUCGCCCGCCGCCGCCGAGAGCGCCGUCCGGACCCGCGCCGCCUUCUUCGACUUAG